Molecule: messenger RNA, 3621 nt
Organism: Perkinsus marinus ATCC 50983
Lineage: Eukaryota; Perkinsozoa; Perkinsida; Perkinsidae
Exons: 4
Coding region: 1-3621 (1206 amino acids)
Molecular function (GO): metal ion binding
Source: RefSeq, a predicted model, not a curated record
AUGGUAGUGUUAUGUCCCUUUUUGUGCGAUCGCCCUAAGAUAUGUUUGGAUCUGGACGCGGAGUUGAAGCGGUUGUUUGAAUCCAUAUGUCCUGUCACUGAUGGUAGUGAAGGUAUCUCGGCCGAUCAAGCUUUUAAUGAUGCUUUGGAUUUGGUUCUGGGUCCCGAAGAAGUCCGGCUUCGGGCGGUGCUGCAGGAGAUUACGGCAUUCCGUAUUACUGCUACAAGGAAGGAUACGAGUCCAGCCCGUAAGGCUCUUCUCUCUGAUUGGUAUUCUCCUUUCUUUCGCGGUCAUGGUUCUCUUCAACAGCGACUUGAUACUGAUUUCUCUGCAUCUCUUAAGGUGGACGAUAUAAGAAAUCGUCCUGUGUAUAAUUCUGUGAAGGCUGAGUAUCCAGUUCUUGAUGACUUCAGUGUCCGCCUGGCAGGUGUUAAAUCUGAAGGUGAUCAGCAUGUUGGUAGUGGUAUUGCUCCUACACCAAUGGAUGAUGUUAUUGUACUGGAAAAUGACGUGGAUUCGAAGACUAUCAGAGAAGCCCGAAAGGAGGUAGAAUCCGUUAAGAUCAUCGACGGUUCGUGUUAUUCCGGCUUUACUGAUACCCGUAGUUUCCCAUCGUGGCGUCGAAAGUUUUAUGCCCUCUGUGAUUCUCGUGGUUAUAAUGACUACGUGUUGAGGUAUUAUGCUCUGGUGAGGAAUCUUGCUGAUAAUGUUCAACUACGACUCAGGCCUACAGCUCCUCCACCGAAUGCUCCGGCUCAGAAGUGGAAGGAGGAGUAUGACCGUCUUAUGAAAGAGUUGAAGGUGUUAACAUCGGGCGUGGAUGGUGACACUGGUUCAUGGAAGGCCGAGCAAGAGCUGUUGGCACUACGACAGACUAAGUCAGAGGCCACGGCAAGUUUUCUCAACCGAUUUGAGACUACUAUAGCGGACUUGGCCUCUCAUAGUAUAGUCUUGGAUAAUGGUCGUUUGGUUGCUGCCCUUCUAAGCUCUCUCCGACAAGAUGUAAAAGAGAUUGCUGUUGAUCGUAUGGCGAAUGCCGGUGGUCGUCUUACCUAUAGCCAACUGGCAACUGCACUGGUAAUGCGUGAGCGUAUGAUCACUGGGGUAAAGGAGGGGUCUCGUGGGAGCUUGGGAAAGGUUAACUCUGUGAUUGAGACUGGUAAUGGUACUUCUAAAGAAGUGGUAAAAAAGAAGAUAUGCUAUAAUUGGCGACGAGCUGGGAAAUGUCGGUUUGGUAAGUCUUGUAAGUUUGCUCAUACCGACUUCAAAGAUGGUACAGCCAGUGGUCCUCCUAAGCCUCCUAUUGAGAAGUCCUCCGUCACCGUUAGUUCUGUUGAAGUAUCCCCUAAGCAGCCUGACGUUAGGCAGUCUGAAGAGACUGUGGAGAUUACUCAGCGUUUAUUGAACAUUGUGGAUGAUGAUCCCUGUGUUGUAUGUGCUGUUUCAAAGACUAAGGAGAAAUUAGCUGGCCCUACUAUCAGUAUUCCCCUUGGUCAGGGUAAGAUAUUGUCCGCUCUCCUGGAUACGGGAGCUUACUAUAAUUAUAUUUCUGCAUCGCUUGUAGAAAAGCUUGGCUUGGCUACAUCUAGUCGAGGAGUGUCUGAGUCAUUACGGGUUACUCUGGCCGAUGGUUCUGUUCGACAGGUGGUGGCUGUGGUCGAUGUUGCCAAAAUCCAAUUUAGGGUUCUUCAAGGUGGUCGAAAUAAGAAUGCCAUCUUGGGUGUCAGGAGUAUGUGUGAUUGUGGAGUUACGUUGUCUUUUGGCGUGAACAGUGAGUCUGAGCGAUCGGUCACCGUAAAAGGUGAGUUGAAGCCAUUAACGGCCAAUAGUGAAGCGGGUAGUGAUCCAGUGAAUAUCGUCAACGAAGACUUUGAUGAUGGUCUCAGUGAUCUCUACCAAGUUGAAGCUGAAGAUGACCCCAUUUCCUUAGUUAAUCAGAUCUCUGAUGCUCCUGGUCUUAUCGUAUCUGGUGGUACGCUGAGUCAUCCCUCUAAGAUUGGUCUGUCUAAUGCUCGGCUAGAAACCGAUGGUUGGUAUCCUGUGAUCGGUGCUGAGAAAUACCGAUGGCGUAUGAGACGUUUACGUCCUUCUGAGCAGAAAGACACACCAGAGCAGGUUUGUUGUGCUGAAAUUGAUCUUCCUUUGAAGUGUGAUGAUAAAGUAUCGUCAAGGCCACGGAGGGACUAUACAUGGGGUUUGUUCGCCAAGUUGAAGAAAGAUGAGUCUGUUGCAUUCCAGGAAGAGCUUGGCAGAUAUCUGAAGAAGGGAUGGUGGCGGCUAUCUAAAGGCCUUUAUACGGUGUUGCUACAUUUGAUGAAUGUUGCUUAUUCUCAGCUGAGUGCCGAGGAUCAACUUCUUCUACAAACUGCGAGCUUCUACAUCUACCUCGAUGAUAUUACCAUCUACUGUGAUCGAGAAGCUGUUGAUGCUGCAGACCGGUUUGUGAAUAUGAUGGAGAGUGUUUUCCUUCAAGCAGGCUUCGAGUUGCCUGCAUCUAAGCAACAUAAUUCUGAUAAAGAAAUGCAGUUCAAGCAUUUGGGUUUGAACUGGUGCUUUCGUGAAGGAAAUCUCGUGCUGUCCUGCAGAAAGUCUAUUCCUUCGGGCCUUAGAUUUCCUGAUGGUUCUUUCAAUAUGAAAUGGACUGCUCGUCUACUUCUUGGUAUUGCCGGUUGUGGUGGUACUGGUGUGGAUCCCUGUCGAUUGCAUUGUGAAGCACGACUAGCAGGAGAUUUACUCCGGUCCAUCGCUGGGAAGGGGAUGAAGGAGGCAGAUGAGUUGCUCUCGAUUGAGAAUGGCUCUGCUGACUUCAACAUCAUUUCCUCGUGUUUUACGACUCUUGAGGAGUAUUCUGCCCAACGAUGUGAACACUGGUUUUAUGGUGGUUCUAGUUUGGUGUGCUUUGUAGAUGCUUCCCCAGUUGGUUACGGGUGGUGUAUCAAGGUUGUGAAUGGUACGGUCCCUAUAUCUGAUAUUAUUCCGGAACUCUCUAAGCCAAAUACAGAGGUGUGGGAUUUGGCAGAGCAGGCUGGCAUAUGGCUGAGUACUAAAGCACAACGGAGCUGGCAUAUCAACAGGAAGGAGCUUGCUGCUAUUGGGAAGCUCAUGCUGUAUUUNNNNGGUGAUGUUGGUGUUAGUGGUAUUAGUGGUGGUAGUGGUGGUAGUGGUGGCAAUGGUGGUAAUGGUAACAAUGAUGGUAAUGGUGGUGAUGAUGUCGAAGUACUCGCUAACGCUAUAUAUAGCGAUCAAGAUGACGACAGUGAGGAUGAUGACGAGCGGGGACCAGAAGACGAUGCCGCGUGGCUAAGUGGGCUCGAGGACACCAAACCAGUCCGCAACCAGACCGUCGUCCAUAACGUCAUCACAAAAUGCCGGGAGAUGCUAAAGAUGUUGAAGUUCUCCGGGAGGGCAGCUCGCAUCAUGGAGGAUGUUCGCAGCAACAUCCCUGAUGAAGAGAAAGCUAACCUAAACUACGCAAUAGAUACGCCCACCCGCUGGAACUCAACAGUGGUAAUGUUAGAGAUGGUGCUUAAGAACGAGGCCAGCUUCGACCAGUUCCAGUUCCAAGCCAAAGUUAAAGCUGACAAACUUCAAGGCCAAAUAUGGAAAACAGUAUGCAAUUAG